CUCCCGUCGGUGGCAGGGCUGAGUGGCGGGCGCGGCGGGGACAGCAGGGCGCGGAGGCGGGACCGCGGCUCCCCCCCGCCCCGGAGCCAGGCGGCGGCGCGCGCGAUCGCGAGCGGAGACGGAGCCGGCGCGAGAGAGGCGGUCGCGAGCGCGAGUGGGGUGGGGCGUGCCCGCGGGCCCCCGCCCCCCUCGGCCCGGUGGUCCCCUGCCCCGCAGCCCCCGCGCGCAGCACACCUUCCCUGAGCCUCUGCGACCACCCAGGCCUCCUAGGACGCCCUGGAGAGGGGACAGGGAUCCAGGCCGCCCCUGGAGCCGCCGUCGAGAGAGGCGGCCCAAGACUGGGACAGCCUCCCCACGGAAGCCGGCACAGUCUGGUCACAGCCAGGCGCGCAGGGGCUGCUGAGCCCGCAGAGGGGGCAGGGCUGGGCCCGGGCCUCUUGGUGACAGACGCUGCGUGACAGAGGACCGGAGGCCGGCAGGGAGGAAGCCAACUCAGAUCGGAGACAGCGGUCUCACCUGCGCGAGGGGACCUGCGAAUUGAGAGCCGCUCCUAAGAAAGACCCGGCUCCUCUCCACAGCUCUGCCCUGGAGGGGUCCUGGGAGCCCAGCCACUAGCUCUCAGGCCCUGAACCCAGGCCUCUAGGCCUUAAAGAGGAGCCCCAGCCCCCUGCUGAGAAGGGAGGAAGUUCCCUGCCGCCGACCUCAGGCCCAGGAGGACCUGGGCCAGCCAGCGUGGGGACCUGGCCCCGGAGACAGCAGCGGCCAUGUCACGGCCAGGCCAGGGCGCGAUGCUGCCGGUGGCUGGGCUGGGCUUCCCGCCGCAGAACGUGGCCCGGGUGGUGGUGUGGGAGUGGCUGAACGAGCACAGCCGCUGGCGGCCCUACACGGCCACCGUGUGUCACCACAUCGAGAAUGUGCUCAAGGAGGAUGCCAGGGGGUCCGUGGUCCUGGGCCAGGUGGACGCCCAGCUAGUGCCCUACAUCAUCGACCUGCAGUCCAUGCACCAGUUCCGCCAGGACACAGGCACCAUGCGGCCUGUGAGGCGCAACUUCUAUGACCCGUCGUCGGCGCCCGGCAAGGGCAUCGUGUGGGAGUGGGAGAACGACGGUGGCGCGUGGACGGCCUACGACAUGGACAUCUGCAUCACCAUCCAGAACGCCUACGAGAAGCAGCAUCCGUGGCUCGAUCUUUCCUCGCUGGGCUUCUGCUACCUCAUCUACUUCAACAGCAUGUCACAGAUGAACCGCCAGACGCGUCGCCGUCGCCGUCUGCGCCGCCGCCUGGACCUGGCCUACCCGCUCACCGUGGGUUCCAUCCCCAAGUCGCAGUCCUGGCCCGUGGGCGCCAGCUCGGGCCAGCCCUGCUCCUGCCAGCAGUGCGUGCUGGUGAACAGCACGCGCGCCGCCUCCAAUGCCAUCCUGGCCUCGCAGCGCCGCAAGGCGCCCCCCGCGCCGCCGCCACCUCCCGGUGGCCCCCCGGGCACACUAGCCGUGCGCCCCAGCGCCACCUUCGCCGGCGCCGCGCUUUGGGCCGCGCCCACCGCCAACACCACUGGCCCUGCCGAGCCUGCGCCGCCCCCCGCGCUGCCCCCGAGGAGCCCGAGCACCCCCGGUGGCGCGCCCACCCCGGGGCAGAACAACCUCAACCGGCCCGGGCCCCAACGCGCGACCGCCAGCGUGAGCGCGCGCGCCUCCAUCCCGCCGGGGGUCCCCGCGCUCCCAGUGAAGAACUUGAAUGGUACCGGCCCAGUCCACCCGGCCCUGGCAGGGAUGACCGGAAUCCUACUGUGUGCUGCCGGGCUGCCAGUGUGCCUGACACGCGCCCCGAAGCCUAUCCUGCACCCGCCCCCUGUGAGCAAGAGUGACGUCAAGCCGGUGCCCGGCGUGCCUGGCGUGUGCCGCAAGACUAAGAAGAAGCACCUCAAAAAGAGUAAGAAUCCAGAGGAUGUGGUUCGGCGGUACAUGCAGAAGGUGAAAAAUCCGCCUGACGAGGACUGCACCAUCUGCAUGGAACGGCUGGUCACAGCAUCGGGCUAUGAGGGUGUACUUCGCCACAAGGGUGUGCGGCCGGAGCUGGUCGGCCGCCUGGGCCGCUGUGGGCACAUGUACCACCUGCUAUGCCUCGUGGCCAUGUACUCCAAUGGCAACAAGGAUGGCAGCCUGCAGUGCCCAACCUGCAAAGCUAUCUACGGUGAGAAGACAGGAACACAGCCUCCUGGGAAGAUGGAAUUCCACCUCAUCCCCCACUCCUUGCCGGGCUUCGCGGACACCCAGACCAUCCGCAUCGUCUAUGACAUCCCCACAGGAAUCCAGGGACCUGAGCACCCCAAUCCUGGGAAGAGGUUCACAGCUAGAGGCUUCCCGCGCCACUGCUAUCUGCCCAACAAUGAGAAGGGCCGGAAGGUGCUGCGGCUGCUCAUCACGGCCUGGGAGCGGAGACUUAUCUUCACCAUUGGCACGUCCAACACCACGGGCGAGUCGGACACCGUAGUGUGGAAUGAGAUUCACCACAAGACCGAGUUUGGAUCCAACCUCACGGGCCAUGGCUACCCGGACGCCAGCUACCUAGACAACGUGCUGGCUGAGCUCACGGCCCAGGGUGUGUCUGAGGCUGUGGCCAAGGCGUGAGGCCUGAGUCUACACAUCUGCCCUCCUGCUUUGCCCCUGGUCCGGCACAUGCCUCCCUCCACCAGGUGCGACCUGGUGGCCCCAGUUCAGGGCUGGGAGGAGCCUGCACAAGGAGCCGGGAGCAUCCUGGGGAUUUGCUUGGUGGCAUUUGGGAUAUGGGAGGCUACCAGGCCUGUUGGCUGUGACCCGUAGCUCCCUGAGAGGGCCACAAAGAGAAGACCAGAAGCCACAGUGACCUCCCUACCAGAAAGACAGCGACCCACCCCUCACACACAAACACGCGUCCUGGUGAACAUGCACGCACGCACGCACACCCACGUGCCUCCACACUCCCCCAGGUGGGGGGAGAAGAGAAAGACCCCAUCUGUGUCCCUGCUGCCUCUGUAUAGGCUUGUCUGCACCUGGGACUCAGGGCGAGCACUGAGGACCUCUGGGGUUCUCGGGGGGACAGAGAACUGGGGGAGCUUGGUCUCCCCAUGCUCACCUCCCUGCUCUGUCUCUGCCCCCAUGGCAGAAGCCCCCAGACCAUUGCGUAGUUUUACCCAGGGGAGACCAGAGCACACAGGGAUAUGAGACAUCUUAUUUUGUGUUGUGUCUAUUUCUUCAUCCUUCGGGGACUCUGGCUUCCUCCUCCCAGUCCCUUUCCAGGCCUUAUAUCCACCCCACAUGAAGGCACCUUUCUUCCUUCCCGACCCCAUCCUCUCCACCAAGUCCUCCCAACUUUGAGAUCCAAAGGCUGUGGCUUCUGCUUUCAGGAGCAAGAGGAGAAGGCCUGGGUCAGGCCAGCACACUGAAAGCUAGAGAGGAUUGCAAAGCGUUAAUUCCCCUCUCCUGGGGAGUGGGCAGUAGGGUGGCAGAUUGUCUCUAGCCAACCAGGGGCCCGUUGCCCAGGCAACUCACCAGCUCCGCCUCUGUUGAUUGGCUGUCCCAGUGGAAGUCAGCCAAGAUUUAAAGGGACGCCAGCAAUCACGCUUUUGAAAAACCGUACCAGUCCCACUGUGGGUGGAGAAAUAAAUGGUCUUUCUCCUCCUCACUCCAGUCUGUUCCUGCCAAAAGGGCUGGGUGGCUGUGUGUGUCCUGAGGGGCCUUGGGAAACAUGGGAAUUGAUAGCUUGCAAAAGAAGGGCACCUCCAGGCCAUUGAUUGGGGCCACUGGAGUGGAAGGUCCCUAAUUUUGUCCUGGAGCAAGAAGGGUAAGUGACUGAGAGGCACUCACUACCAGCCCUCCUGAACCCUGAAGGGACAGUGGCCUGCUCUGCAACAGCAGCACAAGAGAAUGCACACACCUGCUCUUCAACAGUGACAAGGCAGGGGGCUUGGCUGGGGCAGCUGCGCAGGGUCAGACAAGGCAGAGCCCAGGCUCUUCAAGGCUCACUUAACAUCUGGCUGGCUGUGGCCAAGGCUAUGGGUCCGGGCGACCUCUGCUGGCCUCCUGUGGGAUUGCGCCAUGUCUUCUGGGAAGCACUUGAUGGCAACCAGGCUGCCUUGAGCAUCCUGUCAUAU
This is a messenger RNA of Octodon degus (degu), 4129 nucleotides long. It is a transcript of the gene Dtx1, whose product is annotated as deltex E3 ubiquitin ligase 1. Lineage: Eukaryota; Metazoa; Chordata; Mammalia; Rodentia; Octodontidae. The transcript is spliced from 10 exons. Bases 765 to 2627 code for a protein of 620 amino acids. Gene Ontology annotation, molecular function: ubiquitin protein ligase activity; zinc ion binding. Gene Ontology annotation, cellular component: nucleoplasm. The record is from RefSeq and is a predicted model, not a curated record. Gene Ontology annotation, biological process: protein ubiquitination; Notch signaling pathway.